GUGUCAACGCUCUAUAAAGUAUGAAGAGAGUCCCCCUAUAGUGAAGGAAACAUGGCAGAUAAGAGGAAGCUACAAGGUGAGAUCGAUCGGUGUCUCAAAAAGGUAUCCGAAGGUGUGGAGCAGUUUGAAGAUAUCUGGCAGAAGCUCCAUAAUGCAGCAAAUGCCAAUCAGAAGGAGAAAUAUGAAGCCGAUCUGAAAAAGGAGAUUAAGAAGCUCCAGGUAAGAAUGAGCCAAGCUUCAUGUAGACCUGCAUUUCAAAUGAUCAAAUGCUGGAAAAUGCAUGCUAGGGGCUGGAUUCUGAGCCCUCCUGGGAACUGUUUCGUUCUUUGCAUUAACUCACUGAGACUUUGUAAUCUCUCUUUCCAGCAAAUGGAGCGGUUCAAGGUAGUGGAACGUGAGACCAAGACAAAAGCCUACUCUAAAGAGGGUUUGGGCCUGGCCCAGAAAGUGGACCCAGUCCAGAAGGAGAAAGAGGAAGUUGGGCAGUGGCUGACGAAUACAAUAGACACCUUGAACAUGCAGGUGGAUCAGUUUGAGAGCGAAGUAGAGUCACUCUCGGUCCAGACGCGCAAGAAGAAAGGAGACAAGGAUAAGCAAGACCGGAUUGAGGGCCUGAAGCGGCACAUUGAGAAGCAUCGGUACCACAUCCGGAUGCUGGAGACAAUUCUGCGCAUGCUGGACAAUGACUCCAUCAACGUGGACUCUAUCCGCAAAAUCAAGGAUGAUGUGGAGUAUUACGUAGAUUCUUCACAGGACCCCGAUUUUGAGGAGAAUGAGUUUCUCUAUGAUGACCUUGACUUAGAAGACAUUCCACAGGCACUGGUAGCCACUUCCCCACCCAGCCAUAGUCACAUGGACGAUGAGAUGUUCAACCAGUCCAGCAGCACACCCACCUCAACCACAUCCAGCUCCCCAAUCCCGCCCAGCCCUGCAAACUGCACAACGGAGAACUCUGAAGAUGAUAAGAAACGAGGACGGUCAACAGACAGUGAAGUCAGCCAAUCCCCAGCAAAGAACGGUUCAAAAGGCCUCCACCAGCCUCCUCCCACCAUCCCUUCCAGCUACCCGAUGGGCGGCAGCUCUAGCACAUCAUCCUCCGUGGGCAAUGGGCCUGACUCCAACAGUAAUGGGGCAAUCGCUGGCAGUGGGAAUGCAAGCAACAAAGCUAACCUGGCAGGGCACGCACCGACUACCCCGACCCCUUAUGCGCAGGCUGUGGCACCCCUGCCUCCCAGCACCAACGCCUUGCAGCCCCGGCCUCCUAGCACCCAGCAGAACGCCAGCAAACAGAACGGUGCAACCAGUUACAGCUCUGUGGUAGCCGACAGCAGCUCAGAUUCGACACUAAGCAGUGGCAAUCAGUUGUUGCCUAACCAGACAGCAUCACACAACCCACCCAGUGCUUCCACGUGA
This is a messenger RNA of Pseudonaja textilis, 1413 nucleotides long. Lineage: Eukaryota; Metazoa; Chordata; Lepidosauria; Squamata; Elapidae. The record is from RefSeq and is a predicted model, not a curated record.